UUCAACUUACUUCUAACAAAAAAUGAAGAUUUCCUACACCUCAAACCGAUUCCUCCUGUUCAUCAUCUUCACUGCAUGCUUAUGUUUAUACUUUGCUAUUCAAAAGAAAAAUCCUGAUGAAAAUGAAGAUAUCUUAAUUAUACCUUCAAAAUUUGAGAUCCCAACGAGUAAGUACACCUCCGUAUCGAGUCUUAUACUUGAUAAGCUUCCUAAUGAAGAUGAUGUUAUAGAAUUAUUUCAAGUAUGGAAGAAAGAACAUGGACGAGUUUACAAGGAUCUAGGAGAGAUGGUAAGGAAAUUUGAAAUUUUUGUUUCAAAUUUGGAGUAUAUCGUAGAGAGUAAUGCAAAGAGAGAGUCACCUCAUAGCUCCGUUGUUGGUCUGAACAACUUUGCUGAUGUGAGCUCCACGGAGUUCAGAGAAAAAUACAUGACCUUAAAGACUGACGCCAUGGAUAUUUUGAACGAUGAUGAUAAUGUUGAGGACGUAACAUGUAGCAAUCCACCUGCAACCUUGGACUGGAGGGCGAAUGGAGCUGUCACUCCUGUUAAGGAUCAAGGCGAGUGUGGUUCUUGUUGGGCAUUCUCAUCUGUUGCCGCAAUUGAAGGAAUAGUUCAAAUAAAGACAGGGACGUUUGUUAGCCUUUCAGAGCAAGAGCUUCUAGAUUGUGUAAAAGAUGGAGAUUGUGAUGGAGGAUUUGUGCCCUAUGCAUUGGAUUGGGUACAAAAACACAGCGGUGUUGCAUCACAAGCUGAUUAUCCUUAUACGGCUAGCAAGGGUGUUGUUUGCAAAGCCUCCGAGAUUCAAACCAGUGCAAAUAGUAAUAUUGAUUCACAGCAGGCUGUGCUGAAAUCAGACAGGGGACUAUUGUGUGCAGUUGCUAAGCAGCCUGUUAUUGUUGGUAUUUAUGCAGACUCACCCUCAUUUCAACAUUACACCGGUGGAAUAUUUAGAGGUGAAGAUUGUCCCUUGGAUCCUAAGAACGUAACUCACGGCAUGCUAAUAGUGGGUUAUAAUUCCUUAAACGGUGAAGAUUACUGGAUUGUGAAGAACUCACAUGCGACAACAUGGGGAAUACAGGGUUAUAUGUGGAUCAAAAGGGACUAUAGUAAACGGUAUGGAGUGUGUGGAAUCAAUGCACAUGCUACUAUUCCAAUCAAAUAUUAAAAGGUUACAUUUGAAGAAUAAGUUAAACCAAGGUUUAUGGUUUUAUGAGUCUAGAGUUUGUUAUGUGGUUAUUCCAAUCAAAUAUUAAAAGUUAAACCAAGGUUUAUGGUUUUAGGAGUCUAGAGUUUGUUAUGUGGUUAUUCCAAUCAAAUAUUAAAAGGUUACAUUUGAAGAAUAUGUUAAACCAAGGUUUAUGGUUUUAUGAGUCUAGAGUUUCUUAUGUGGUUAUUCUUAUAUUGUUUUGAAUAUGCUAAUUCUCUUCUAUCAUGAUUGUUGUUCUUGAUGUAACAUAGCAAUGAUGAUAAUAAAAUAGUUGGUAUUUGUGGUUA
Molecule: messenger RNA, 1494 nt
Organism: Lathyrus oleraceus (garden pea)
Lineage: Eukaryota; Viridiplantae; Streptophyta; Magnoliopsida; Fabales; Fabaceae
Product: ervatamin-B
Exons: 4
Coding region: 23-1165 (380 amino acids)
Biological process (GO): proteolysis
Molecular function (GO): cysteine-type peptidase activity
Source: RefSeq, a predicted model, not a curated record